Messenger RNA from Saprolegnia parasitica CBS 223.65, 702 nucleotides. RefSeq names its product NADH dehydrogenase iron-sulfur protein 8. Bases 36 to 632 code for a protein of 198 amino acids. Gene Ontology annotation, biological process: mitochondrial respiratory chain complex I assembly; mitochondrial electron transport, NADH to ubiquinone. Gene Ontology annotation, molecular function: NADH dehydrogenase activity; 4 iron, 4 sulfur cluster binding. Lineage: Eukaryota; Oomycota; Saprolegniomycetes; Saprolegniales; Saprolegniaceae. The transcript has a single exon. The record is from RefSeq and is a predicted model, not a curated record. Gene Ontology annotation, cellular component: membrane.
CACUGACUUGUGGAAUUUGCAGCCCUUCGCCAGCCAUGUUGAGCCGUGUCGCCCGCGCCGCGCCCAAGCGCCUUCCCCGCGCGCCCUGCACGGCGGCCUACUCGACGGACCGUGAUAGCCCGAUCAUCGAGAAGCCGACGUUGAACGAAGUCGUCGAGAAGGCGGCGAACCUCUUCUUCCUCGGCGAGAUCUUCCGUGCGUCGUGGCUCGCGUUUGAGAUCCACCUCGAGAAGAAGGUCACGAUCAACUACCCGUUCGAGAAGGGUGUUUUGUCGCCGCGCUUCCGUGGCGAGCACGCGCUCCGCCGGUACCCGAGCGGCGAAGAGCGCUGCAUUGCGUGCAAGCUCUGCGAAGCGAUCUGCCCGGCGCAGGCGAUCACGAUCGAAGCCGAGCCGCGCGAGGACGGCAGCCGCCGGACGACCCGUUAUGAUAUUGAUAUGACCAAGUGCAUUUACUGCGGCUUCUGCCAGGAAGCGUGCCCCGUCGAUGCCAUUGUCGAAGGCCCCAACUUUGAGUUUGCCACCGAGUCGCACGAAGAGCUCUUGUACAACAAGGCCAAGCUCCUCUCGAACGGCGACAAGUGGGAGUUUGAGAUUGCGCACAACUUGUCUGUCGAACAACUCUACCGUUAAGUGCCACCGGUCGCACCAUCGGCGCGCCUCGGUGCCGACACUACAUACAGUACCUCCUUUGUCGGUUGCC